Momordica charantia (bitter melon) is the source of this 480-nucleotide messenger RNA. The record is from RefSeq and is a predicted model, not a curated record. NCBI's taxonomy places the organism in Eukaryota, Viridiplantae, Streptophyta, Magnoliopsida, Cucurbitales, Cucurbitaceae.
UCCUUCUUUCCCGCUAGUUUCUGUUAUGGCGGAUAGUGACUGGAUGUCAGAGAUCUCCCCAUUGGAUGCCAAUAGUGCUGUUGUGGUUGAUAAAAUCAAAGCCAACAUCGUUAUGUAUGGUCCAUGGCAUCGUCAUCAUGACGUUUUGAAGAGUUACCAUGCACAAAAUUGGACAAGGAUGAUGGAGCAGAAGGUGGGCGACGAUGGAGGUGCAGCAACGAUCAAAUCGAACACCGUUUUGGGAUCUGUGGAGGUUAUCAAUCUUAAUUGUCUUGAGAUUCCUUGUCAGCAUGAUUUUGGGAAUUUGUCUAAUCCUUCCUUACCUGUCACGGUGGAGGAUAAGACAACUUUUGAUACAAUUAUCUCUCCAAAUUCUAAAUAGAGGUGUCAUAAUUGUCAAUAUCCUUCAAUUAAUUAAAGAAUCUCCCCCAAAAUCAUUAAAUGAGAUUGUGGAUGUUGUGGCAUUGGAGAAAAUGUUUG